Molecule: messenger RNA, 793 nt
Organism: Rhododendron vialii
Lineage: Eukaryota; Viridiplantae; Streptophyta; Magnoliopsida; Ericales; Ericaceae
Exons: 2
Coding region: 51-608 (185 amino acids)
Molecular function (GO): acyltransferase activity, transferring groups other than amino-acyl groups
Source: RefSeq, a predicted model, not a curated record
CGAACAUUCUUUUAACUUCACGGUUCUCGUUGACCAAAUCCCACAAAAACAUGGACGAAAUUCCAAUCAAAUCCGAAGACAAACAAACCCACGAUCGAGAUUUUCCGAACAUCAAUCUCCGGCUUCUAGACCUCUCCGAUAUCGACGAUUACAUGGUCUGGGCUAACGACGACAAAGCCAACCGAUUCUGCUCGUCGGAUCCCCACGCAUCAAAAGAAGUUGCCUUGAACCAUAUGGUCAAUGUCAUAAUCCCCCACCCUUGGUUCAGAGCAAUCUGCAUCGACGACCGCCCGAUCGGGGCAAUUUCUGUUACUCCGAACAAGGGAAGUAACAGUUGCAGGGGGGAAAUUGGGUAUGUUUUGGGGUCGAAGUAUUGGGGCAAAGGGAUUGCCACUAGGGCUGUGAAAAUGGUUGCUGCUGCAAUAUUUACCGAGUGGCCUCAUUUGGAGAGGCUUGAGGGUAUAGUUGACGUUGAUAAUAUAGGGUCACAAAAGGUGUUGGAGAAAGCUGGGUUUCAGAGGGAAGGUGUUUUGAGAAAGUAUUUUAUCCAGAAGGGGAGAGUUAGGGAUGCGGUUAUGUUUAGCCUUCUCUCCACUGAUCCCCAAUGAAUUACUUGCUCCGUUCAAUUGUCGGGAAUGUUGUAUGAAAAAUUUGUCGGGAAUUAUUGUUUUUGCUUGGGAUAUGAUCUUUUAGCAUGUGUUUGCAGAAUAAUGUGGUAGUAAUAUUUUUGUAACUGCAAUGCGUCAAAGUUGUCAAACUUCGAUUUCUAAUGAAUCGACAACAUCAUUCAUUA